AUGAGUUUCGGAGCCCCCGGAGGUGGUUCGGUCAACUACAAGCCCACGCCACCUGAGCGCGGCAGCUUCCCUCUCGACCACGAAGGAGAGUGCAAGCAUAUUAUUUCCGGUUAUUUGAAAUGCAUCAAACUUAACCGAGGCACCAACGACGAGGCAUGCCGCAAGCUUGCCAAGGAAUACCUCACCUGUCGGAUGGACAAGAACCUUAUGGCGCCCGAUAACUUCCAGAACCUGGGACUCGUGUUCAAAGAUGACCAACAAAAAGGCAAUGAUGCCACUACGAGUACACCGCAAGCACAAGAGACAGGCAGGAAAGACUGA
Penicillium brasilianum is the source of this 321-nucleotide messenger RNA. The record is from the annotation of a GenBank genome assembly. Lineage: Eukaryota; Fungi; Ascomycota; Eurotiomycetes; Eurotiales; Aspergillaceae.